Messenger RNA from Rattus norvegicus (Norway rat), 1623 nucleotides. It is a transcript of the gene Dctn5, whose product is annotated as dynactin subunit 5. Lineage: Eukaryota; Metazoa; Chordata; Mammalia; Rodentia; Muridae. The record is from RefSeq and is marked validated. Gene Ontology annotation, cellular component: cytoskeleton; centrosome. Bases 73 to 621 code for a protein of 182 amino acids. The transcript has 6 exons.
AACCGGAAGUAGCUAGAAUCACCGGCAGCCUGAGCGACUGACAGGAUCCUGAGGUUCAGAGAGGAGGCAGCCAUGGAGUUGGGCGAACUGCUGUAUAACAAGUCCGAGUACAUCGAGACGGCAUCUGGGAACAAAGUUAGUCGCCAGUCUGUUUUGUGUGGAAGCCAGAACAUCGUUCUCAAUGGCAAGACCAUUAUAAUGAAUGACUGUAUCAUCCGAGGAGACCUGGCAAAUGUAAGAGUUGGACGUCACUGUGUUGUGAAAAGCCGUAGUGUCAUAAGGCCACCGUUCAAAAAAUUCAGCAAAGGUGUUGCAUUCUUUCCUCUGCAUAUUGGGGAUCAUGUCUUUAUUGAGGAAGACUGUGUGGUCAACGCUGCCCAGAUUGGUUCUUAUGUUCACGUUGGGAAGAACUGUGUGAUUGGGCGCCGGUGUGUCUUGAAAGACUGCUGCAAAAUUCUUGACAAUACAGUAUUACCUCCAGAAACUGUGGUCCCCCCAUUCACUGUCUUCUCCGGCUGUCCAGGACUCUUCUCAGGGGAGCUCCCAGAGUGCACACAGGAGCUGAUGAUCGAUGUCACCAAAAGCUACUACCAGAAGUUUCUACCCCUAACACAAGUCUAGUGUCUGUGCCUCACGCCUUUAAUUCUUCUGAACUCCAAGAUGGACCUGGAGAUGAGAAGGGCAGUUGGUGACGACAGAGCUGCUGUGUUCACACAACUUUACUCUCCUGGUUGGUGGGGUUUUUGUUUUGGUUUGGUUUUUAAUUUAGAAGUUUUCAAUCUUCCAUGGAUCUGAGCAUUUAAGAAUUUAAAAGAAGACUGGAGAGAUGGCUCAGUGGUUAAGCAUGCUGGUUGCUCUUCCAGAGGACCCAGAUUCAGUUCCUAGCACCCACAUGGCCCUACAACUGUCUGUAACUCUUGUUCCAGAGGAUCUGAUGGGUUUCUGGCUUCCAUGGUCACCAAACGUACACAUGGUAAAGACAUAUAUGCAGCCAAAAUAUCCCUUCACAUAAAAUAACGAACUUUUUAAAGAAUUUUAAUAAGAACAUCUGGAAGAGUUGUCUUUAUACACCGUGCUUACACCUGUCAACAGUCACCAUACCAUUGUCUGAAGAGGACAGAAAGUUCUGUUGCUGACACUCCAGCCUGUGGUUCCGCAGAUGGCUGGAACCUGCCUGGCGUGGACCUGCAGAGCAGUAGCACCCACCCAGCAUGGGGUCACAUGGCCCCAGUACUGCUCACAACCCUGUCCUGUCCCACUGCACACCAUCCACACAGAUGACGCUCUGCUUUCGCUGCUGAUAUGGAACCAAUAGCCACAAUUUCUUGUACCCUGGGGAAAGUAUGAUUUGAGCUUAGGUUCCUGUUGAUUUUGAGAACGUGAGGAAAAGAGACAGGCUGUGGUGACUUGUACCAGUCAUCCAAGUACCUUGGAGGUAGAAGCAGGAGGAGUUAAGAGCUACAUAGUGAGCUCACACUUGCCUGGUGUGCUACAUGAGAUCCUGCUUCAAAAGAACAAAAAUAAAGUCAGUAAAAGAAAGAAAUGUGGAGCAGAUGGUAUCUGUUGUUCAUUCAGGAUGACCUUAAUUGUUAUAAAGUAGUUAAUAAAAGACUUAAAACAUCC